This is a messenger RNA of Plutella xylostella (diamondback moth), 1718 nucleotides long. RefSeq lists its product as uncharacterized. Gene Ontology annotation, biological process: regulation of DNA-templated transcription. Lineage: Eukaryota; Metazoa; Arthropoda; Insecta; Lepidoptera; Plutellidae. Gene Ontology annotation, molecular function: protein dimerization activity; DNA binding. The record is from RefSeq and is a predicted model, not a curated record.
GAGGCCGGGGCGCGGGCGGAGGCUUUUUUCAGGCAGUGCGCCGAAGAACGUCGUUGAGCACGCACGCUCGUGUAACUGUAAUUUUUGGUUUAGUUUUUUUUUUCGUUGGUUUGUUUGUUUUGUGCCAGUGUUUUUUCCGAGAUUAGUUUUUAAGCAGACAAAAGCGAUGUCUUUCGACCCGGCCCCGCUGUCGAAGACGGCCAAGUACAAGAAGAUCACAAAACCCCUGCUGGAGCGCAAGCGGCGCGCGCGCAUCAACCGCUGCCUCGACGAGCUCAAGGACCUCAUGGUUGGCGCUUUGGAGAUCGAUGACGACAACCUGAGCAAGCUGGAGAAGGCAGACAUCCUUGAGCUAACUGUUAACCACUUGACCAAGUUGCACAGUCCGAAAGAUCCAGUUGUUGAAGCCAAGAAGUUCCAGGCGGGCUUCGGACAAUGCGCCGCCGAGGCGUGCCGCUUCAUCAUGUCAGUUCCGGACUUAGACGAGGACGUUAGCCAGAAUCUGAUAAGUCACCUGUCACGGCUAGUAACAGUCCAGCCUCUCACCAUUCAAGUUCCAGAACGCCCACACUUCUCCCCACCCCACUCCCCGUCAUCUAUAGUCUCUGACCGCCAGCAUUACUACAGUGACCACGACAGAUCCUCGUCUGACGCAGAAGACUCCGCUUACUCCGGAGAAGGAGGUUCGCGGCAAUGGCCUCCAGUGAAACCCAACAUUCCUAGCGGAUCACCACCGAAGUCGAUGCCACCCAUUGCCGGGUUGCUAACCACCGUCGACAAACUAGCUCCACAAGUCCCACAAUACGGCUCGGGAGAAUACUUCGCAACCAAAGCGCAAAGGAACGCAGCGUACUUCAACAGAGUUCCCGCAGAGGCUAAAGAUGCGAUACUUAAGAAGAUCCGUCAGCACAUCAUGGACAAACGUGGGAACGAUGGCAAUGGACCCUACGAAGCGAACAUUCCCGCAGACUUGUCGACGGAGAGCAAGUAUACUCACAAGGAGGAAGUGUUCAGAAAUGAGCUUCCUUACCCCUAUUCAGCACUUAACCUGCCCGGUAAUGGUGAUACUUUGGAUCUUCGAAAAGUGAGGUCACCAGCGAAGGUGUCACCAGACCGUUGUGUGGCUGAGCGUCCUCGGACCAGCCCUGUGGAGAUCGUUCCUGUGGACAAAGUGGUCCCCCCACCGUCACCUCCCGAGCAGCUGCCGAUGGACUACAGCAACCUUCCUCCCAAAAAGAAGAGGAAACUGAUUGAGUACCAGGAGAACAAAAGGCAAGAGGAGGCGAAACGUCUGCACGAGGCUAUGCGGCAAGAGUUCCUCAGGGAGGGCAAUUGCUCGGAAGACGACGCUUCCAAGUGGCGCCCAUGGUGAGAUGGACAUCCAUUUCGUCACCCGCUUUUGUGAUAUACAUCAAGUCUCUUCCAUGAAAAAGCUUUAAUUAGUCCUAAUUUAUAUUAUAAUGUUAUAGUUUUUAUUGAUUGUUUAACAUUUACUAAUUAUUAACUAUUCGACAUGUGCCUUUACGUAAAUUAAGUUUUGAUUAGUAAAUUUAAGUUAUACCUACGUAUGUACUUACAUCCUAUAAAUUGUUAAGUGCCAUUGUUUGAUCUCCAUGUCUUCCAGUAUUUAAACUCAAUGUCACUGAAUUUAAUGCAUAAAAUGGACAACAUGCUAUUUUUAUGAUAUUUCAUAAAUAAAUGAACUGAAAUUAAAUUUA